Hyphopichia burtonii NRRL Y-1933 is the source of this 1089-nucleotide messenger RNA. RefSeq lists its product as uncharacterized. Gene Ontology annotation, cellular component: membrane raft; late endosome membrane; Ragulator complex. The coding region runs from base 440 to 907 and encodes 155 amino acids. The transcript has a single exon. Gene Ontology annotation, biological process: positive regulation of TOR signaling; regulation of receptor recycling; cholesterol homeostasis. NCBI's taxonomy places the organism in Eukaryota, Fungi, Ascomycota, Pichiomycetes, Serinales, Debaryomycetaceae. The record is from RefSeq and is a predicted model, not a curated record.
GUGACUUUUGCUAGCAAUUCACUUCGGAUAAAAGUUUCAUAUGGACCUUUGAAAUUUGCCCUGUGUAUACAGCAGACGGAACAUCCUGCACUGACUCAGAAAGGGCGAUGAUAUUCGCUUCGUUUACAAUACAAAUCAACUUUAACCGUAACUCUAUCCUUCGUGUCAUCGGAUCUUCAAAUCAGUCUCAGACCUCUUCCGUUCAGCCUAAUCUUAUCGCUCGAUGACUCAAGCAGUGGUUGCAAUUUUUUUAGCGCAACAAAGAUGUGGUCACGUGCGAUAAGCUGGGGUAUGGGUGUGGUUGUAUGUACGGGUGUGGUUUUUUCGUCAUUUACCCUUUUGGACAAAACCAAAACUGGGAGGAACGAGCUUAGGGUAUAAGAAGCAGGGUAUUUCUUUACCAUAAAGAGCUAACUAAGGAUCGUUGGAGGCUAGCAGAAUGGGUCUCUGUCUCUCGUGCAUACGUCCAGACUACGAUAAUGAGGACGAAUUCAAUGAAAGAAGCUCAUUAUUGGGCAAUCAGCAUCUUCACUCCGACGAGAAUAUUCAAGAGGAGCUAUUAAAACAGCAGCAGCGACAACAAGAACUAAAUGGGAUAGUUAAUGAGUUGAACGAUAACCUAAUUGAUGUUUCCACGUUUUUGAGUGAUCCUGUUGUGAGUAACGGUACAAUUCCAGCGGCCAACCUUUCAUAUCUGACCAAUAGUUUACAACCCCAAACUACUAAUGAAGAAAAUGGAACUGCUUUAGCCCAUGAACAACAAGAAGGUAUCCAGGGGAAGCAAUAUCCUUACGUCCUUAGUCCCGAAGAAAAACAGAAGAUUCUUCAAGAAGUUGAGUCUCUAGAUUCCUCAGUCAAGGAGGCUUCUAAAAUUACCUGUGAUGGUUUAUUGUAUUUAGACUUUUAAGCUCAUGGUAAGAUGGAACGCUAGCGAAAAUGAUUUAAAUUCUGCUUUAGCCCGUUUCCAUGGCUUUGAAUUUGGAUGAAUGGGUAUGUCAUUUCCCUUUGUCCAGUAUUUCGGAUUCUGAUUUUGUUCUUGUAUUUUUAGCGAUUUUCAUUUCUUCUGGUUAAUAUUUACAUACUUCAAUU